Molecule: messenger RNA, 618 nt
Organism: Neolamprologus brichardi
Lineage: Eukaryota; Metazoa; Chordata; Actinopteri; Cichliformes; Cichlidae
Gene: ngfb
Product: nerve growth factor b (beta polypeptide)
Biological process (GO): neuron projection morphogenesis; modulation of chemical synaptic transmission; cell surface receptor protein tyrosine kinase signaling pathway
Cellular component (GO): synaptic vesicle; dendrite; axon
Molecular function (GO): nerve growth factor receptor binding; growth factor activity
Source: RefSeq, a predicted model, not a curated record
CGUGUGCCCAUGAGGUCGUCCAUGCUGGUCCUGUUCCUCUUCUUAAGUGCCCAGGCUGUGGCCGCAACCAGAGGGGACUUGUACACCACCACCACAGCGGCACAGGAAAACACUCCAAGUGACAACCCAGACUCUAUCCCGGUUGUCGAUCCCAAACUCUUCACCAAGCGCCACUACCUCUCACCCAGAGUGCUUUUUAGCUCUCAGCCCCCUGAUGCAGAGCCAUCGGGGUCACAGGGUGCUGGCAGAAGGACCCGAAGGCAAGCAGGGCAGCCUCAACACCGCGGGAUGUACUCAGUAUGUGAGAGUAUUAGUGUCUGGGUGGUCAACAAGACCAAAGCCACGGACACCCUAGGCAGAGAGGUGACAGUCCUCCCAGACGUGAAAAUCAACAAUGUCAACAUGAAGCAGUACUUCUUCGAGACGACAUGUCAUAGCCCUCGAUCAGGCAGCUCAGGCUGUUUAGGAAUUGAUGCGAGACACUGGAACUCCUACUGUACUAAUUCACACACUUUUGUGCGAGCGCUGACUUCAUUCCAGAACCUGGUGGCAUGGAGGCACAUACGCAUUAACGUGGCCUGUGUGUGCGUGCUCAGUCGCAAGUCCUGGCGGCAAUGA